GAGGCGCUCUGCGUCGGACGCUACGUCUCGGUGAAGGUGCAUCACUGUCCUGCAGAGUCUCUGCACAGGAGCGCUGUAAUGUUUGGUUCACCGGAGAAUUACCGGAUAAACAUCGUUUCAAAAAUGGUACAUGGUAUAUCCUCGUAAGACUCGGCGAAAUGAUGCGCAUUUUGUCACAGGACCGAGGGUCUGAUUUGAGGCGCCUUUGUGUCCACGAUGUGCCAUGUGCCAUUACGCAUAGAUUAGAUGGACUAAUCUGGAUUACCGUCAGCACCGCCUGGCGAUAACUGCCGCACUGUCUGUCAAGUCUGCUGUCAGCAUGUUGUACAGUGAGUUUAACACGAGGCUCAGGAGAAGAUAAGGGACAUUUUUAAGGAAAAUCCACCUUGAAGUCAAAUUGAGGAAGACCCAUGUUGCCCCCUGAAUAAACUGAAGGGAGCACUAGAAAGUGAACCUGCUGAAAGAGAAAUUACAUAAACAGAAAACCAAAGAGUGCAAGAACAGCAAGUUUCUCGGAGAAGGAAACGCACACUGGAAGUUCUGUCUGACCUUUGGGUGACCUGGACAGACGAGGUGAAUCAUGCAGGGCUGCGAGGUUGGGACCAGGGUGCGCUACUGGCUGACUCUGGCCUCGGGGAUGCUGGAGUGUCUGUGCUUUGCUGGUGUGGUGUUUGGUUACGCCUCUCUGGUGUUUGUGCUGAAGGAAGAUGGAUACUUUGGCGAGCUGUGCAUCAACCACCCAAGUAUUAACAGCAGCACCACGAACAACACAGACUGUAGUAGGCAGGAUGAGCAGUUUUCACUGGUCUUCACCAUUGCCUCGUUCCUCAACAACUUCCUGAAUCUCAUCAAUGGCUUCCUGUUUGAUCGCUUUGGCACCAUGGUGACGAGGCUGCUGGCAAUAUCCUGUUACACAACUGGAACCCUUCUUGUGGCCUUUUCCAGUGCAGCUUCCGCUCUGCUGCUUUUCCCUGCCUUGUCCUGCAUUGCUGUUGGAGGACUAGUGCUCCUUCUAACGAACAUGCAGGUGGGCAACCUCUUUGCUGCACAUCGUUUCACCAUCAUCACCCUCUACAACGGUGCCUUCGACUCCUCCUCAGCUGUGUUUCUCAUCGUCAAGGUUCUGUACGAGCAGGGAAUCUCUCUUCGCUCUUCCUUCCUCUUCUUGUCCAUCUCUAGCGUCAUUCAUGUAUUAAGAACUUUCCUGCUCAUGCCGAGAACCCACAUCCCUUAUCUUCUGCCUCAGUGCUACACCUAUGGAGUGCACUGUGGAAAAGCCAACACUUACAACGUGGAGCAGGUUGAGAAGCUGGGAGCUGGAGCUAUGAUGGUUUCACAGGAGACACCGACACCUGAGGACAGCACAGAGACCAAAGACACAGAAAAAGUGACGAGUUUCUGGAGCUGUGUCUUGUCCUGGUUCUUCCUGUGGCACCUGCUCUGGUUGUCCAUAAUGCAGCUGAGACACUAUCUGUUCAUCGGGACGCUCAACCCCAAACUCAACCGGCUGGCCGAUAGUGACCCCCAGCUGGUAAGUCAGUACACCAAUGCUUUCGCCGUGACCCAGCUGUUUGGGGUUCUGUGUGCUCCCUGGAACGGACUCAUCAUGGACAGACACAAGGGGAAACCUCUGGCUGCUGGAGAAACCGAGCAGGAGGCCGACCUGCGCUCUUCCUGCCUGUCUCUGUUCCUGACGUCGCUGCAGUGCCUCCUCUUUUCUGUUUGCGCCUCCAUCCCUGUCCUCCCGCUGCAGUACCUCACCUUCAUCCUGCAGGUCCUCAAUCGCUCCUUCCUCUACGGGGGGAACGCAGCCUUCAUCAGCAUCGCUUUUCCAUCCUGUCACUUUGGGAAGCUUUACGGUCUGGUGAUGUCUCUCUCGGCUAUCAUCUCCCUGCUGCAAUAUCCCUGUUUCGCCCUGGUCGAAGGAGCUCUGGAUGGAAACCACUUUUAUGUGGACAUCGCUCUCACUCUCCUCACUCUGCUGGUCUUUAUUCAUCCCGUCUACAUCUUCAUCCACUGCAGGAAAGAAGCCAGCAGGAGGAAGAACAACACUCAGGCCAGUCACCCAUGACUCCAGAACGAAAACUACAGAGACUUUGUUCACGCAAAAGUUUUAGUUUGCAUCACAUGAUUAGUUUUACAUUUCAUUUCAUCUAUUUCAUUUUACAUUUAAUUUGAAAUUCUGUUCAAACUGUUAAUCUUCAUUGUUUUUAACUAGAAACUACAAAGGACAAUGUAUUUUUAAAAAUGUUUUUACCAGGGCUGGGACUUUAACACGUUAAUUAUGAUUAAUUAAAAUAAGGCGUUAAAAAAAUAACGCAUUUAAUCACA
Molecule: messenger RNA, 2331 nt
Organism: Amphiprion ocellaris (clown anemonefish)
Lineage: Eukaryota; Metazoa; Chordata; Actinopteri; Pomacentridae
Gene: slc43a3a
Product: solute carrier family 43 member 3a
Exons: 14
Coding region: 581-2071 (496 amino acids)
Biological process (GO): transmembrane transport
Molecular function (GO): transmembrane transporter activity
Source: RefSeq, a predicted model, not a curated record